Messenger RNA from Micromonas commoda, 1341 nucleotides. RefSeq lists its product with no specific name. The record is from RefSeq and is a predicted model, not a curated record. Bases 1 to 1341 code for a protein of 446 amino acids. The transcript has a single exon. Lineage: Eukaryota; Viridiplantae; Chlorophyta; Mamiellophyceae; Mamiellales; Mamiellaceae.
AUGUUCGCGGCGUCGGUGCCCUCCGCGUCGGUCGCGCCCGCCCGAGCGCGGAGCCCCGUCGGCAUCUCCGAUGGCCGCGCCGGGCGGUUGGAUAACGCGAGAACGGCGCGACCGACGCCGACGCCCGCGUCGCGUCGCGUCGCUCGCAUCUCCGCGCACCACCGCGCGGAGGCGUCCGCAGAUGUCAUCGCUGGCGCACCCGAAGCACCCGAACCCGCGCGGCGCGCGAUUCUCGGGGGCGUCGCCGCGACCGUCGGCGCGUGGUCGCUCCCCGCGAUCGCCGAGGAGGCCGGGGUGGACGCCCCCGCCGCGCCCGCGGUGCCGGCGAAGGGCGCGAUCCUCGUCACCGGCGCCAACUCCGGCGUGGGUCUUUCCGCGGCGAAACAGCUCGCCGCCAAAGGCGAGACCGUCGUCCUCGCGUGCCGCACCGAGGCCAAGGGCGAGGACGCGCGCGCGGCCAUCCUCGAGAAAGUCCCGGACGCGUCCCUCGUCGUCCUCAAGGGCGCCGGGCUCGAGAUGACCGACCUGCGCCAGGUCUCCGACUACUGCAAGGCGUUCCUGGACUCCGGCAUCCCGCUGGACACGCUCAUCCUGAACGCGGGGAUCAUGGCCGUCCCGCUGGGGCGCACCGCGCAGGGGCACGAGAUGCACUUCGGCGUCAACCACCUCGCGCACUUCCUCGUGCAGGAUUCCUUACGCGGCGCCAUGCGCGAUCGAGCGGCGGCGCGGGGCGUCCCCGGCCGCGUCGUCGCGUGCUCGUCCAUCGCGAACAUGCUUCCCGGCGCGUUGAACGUCGACGACCUGGACUGGUACAAACGGGAGAGUCGAUACGAGAAGUGGUCCGCCUACGCGGCGUCGAAAGCCGAGAACGUGUUGCUCACCGACGAGAUCGCGCGAAUGGAAAACUCGAAACUCUUGGUCGCCAACUCGUUCCACCCGGGAAUCGUCACCACCAACCUGGUGCGGUACAUCCUCCCCGAACUCACCGCGGAGAAGAGGGACCCGGAGGCGGAACGUCAGACGCCGCAGGGCAGGGCCAUGUCCAGGAUGGGCAUUCGGGACGCGGACGAGGGCGCCAAGACGCACGUGUGGCUCGCGACAGACGCCGAAGCAGGGACAAUAAGCGGGAGGUUUUUCGUGGACCCGGGUUUGGAGUACCCGGGCGGGGCGACGCGGGCGCAGCUCGUUCGGGCGCAGGACUGGUUCCUGGUGUCACCGACGGACCCGCUGGCGGCGCAGCUGCACCUGCCGGAUAAGUUCUUCGAGUGGCGGACGGCGGAAAACGCGCGAAAGCUGUGGACGCGUUCGGCUGAGAUGACGGACGCGUUCAAGGUGGCGUGA